UAUGCUCACCGUGUGUAAGUAAAUGCGCCUUUUCGGGGUUGCCUGUGAGCGGGAGAACUGCCGAGGACUGCCGAGGAAUCGAAGCUUCUGGCUGUCGUAGAGUCGUGGUAGUGUCGCGGUUGAGGCAGGUCGUGAGAACGGUAGCGCAGGUACCUACGCUUCAAGCGGCUUGUGUCUGGCGACGUCUUCUGACUGAGACUUGCCCAAGGAGUGGUGUUGUCAUGCAGCAGGUCUGCGUGGCACCUUCUUGCCUUGAUCUCGGAGUGAAUGAUCGGGGCAAGUUCCAACCCCCCACCACCCAUAUGCAGCUCUUCCUCGCAUCCGGCCCAUGCAUGUCCCAGUGCCUUGGUACAAAUACCGCGCCCUCCCUCCAUCAGUAGCUACCAAUCCUACUCCAUCACACAUCACUUCCAAUAUCUCCAAACCAUAUCUUCUUCCAAUCCACCGACCACAUGAAGUCUUCCACUCCCAACCAAAAGCAACAUGCACCCCCAGACAUCAACCUCUCCGCCCUUCUAGAGGAAGCCAAAUCAAAACUUGAACAAGUCGAAAAGCUCCUCGACGUGUAUAGCCGCCUCUCCAAGGAAAGCACGUCGUGUUUCGAGUCUCUAGUCGGUAUGCUCCAAGGCUACGAAAGCAAUUUGGACAAGGACAUGUCCACACUGAAGAACCUGAUCAAGAUUGGCGGGAAGCUGAGCGUGUACGAAGCCUGGAUUGGUCAGCAAGGCUUGAACUCACCCAACGUCGACCCGAAGGAGCUUGUCUGCCUUCAGAAGGCGAAGCAAGGCGUUUUCGAGAAAAUCAGGAACCACAAGAUUGCGCCACCGCCAAAGGAUCAGGCUCAAAGGGCAUAUCAUAUGCUGAAGCUCGCGCUGGAGAGAUGUCUUCAGACUUUUGAUGGAACCGAGCUGUGUGACAAGGAUAGGAGUCUUCCAAUGGGCACCUCACCAUCGCAGUCUCUGCUGUUUCCAAUGACAGCGGCGGUCUUCCCAUCCGCGGCCCCUCCAAGUUCAUCCGUCUUUCCGGCACCACAUCAUCUGCUGGAAGCAAACCCUUCGACGUCCGGUAGCCAAGCAAAGCCAAGGGGUGCUUUUGGAUCGUUCGACACUCAAAUUUGCGAGACUCUUGAUGGACCGGAGCUGUGUGGCAAGGACAGUGCCAGACAAAGGAGUUGAUUGAAAAGACCGAGGCUGAUAUUCGCGAGGCUCAAAGACUCUUGGAUGUUUUCAAAUUGCAAAUUGCCGGCAAGGAGCAGCACGAGGAUCGGUCGGCGGGAGAGGAACAUGAGGAGUAAGACAAGGUCAAGUCUAAGCAGCUGAAAAGUGUCAUCAGCGAGAGAUUGUUGUUUGUACAGUCCAAUACUAGUUUGUUUGUUACCUCGAGACCUCGGAUCAACUUCCCUAGGUGUUUUUAUAUCUAAUUGAUUCGUUUGGUUUCAUGAUUAAAGCGUAAUCUUACCUUGAAUAUGCCAUUUCCGA
Messenger RNA from Neurospora tetraspora, 1478 nucleotides. RefSeq lists its product as uncharacterized. The coding region runs from base 453 to 1175 and encodes 240 amino acids. The record is from RefSeq and is a predicted model, not a curated record. Lineage: Eukaryota; Fungi; Ascomycota; Sordariomycetes; Sordariales; Sordariaceae. The transcript has a single exon.